UCUGGGCUCUGUGAUGAUUGUCUGUGAAAUCCUGCUGUUCUGUAUAUUCAUUUCCAGGCUUCCAUGUGCGAUUGCGAACUUGCAAAACUUGACUGUACUGGAUUUGUCGGAUAACAAAUUGCGUAGUCUACCAGCCGAGCUGGGCGAUUUGAUCUCGUUAUGUCACCUUUACCUCAAUGGCAAUCAGAUAAGGCUGAUUAUCACCACGAGCACUGAUAUUGGCUCGUCACCUGGAACAGUGCGCAUGGUGCAUUAUUAUUAUUAUUAUGAGAUAUAAAU
Molecule: messenger RNA, 279 nt
Organism: Gongylonema pulchrum
Lineage: Eukaryota; Metazoa; Nematoda; Chromadorea; Rhabditida; Gongylonematidae
Source: the annotation of a GenBank genome assembly